Humulus lupulus (European hop) is the source of this 897-nucleotide messenger RNA. RefSeq lists its product as uncharacterized. Lineage: Eukaryota; Viridiplantae; Streptophyta; Magnoliopsida; Rosales; Cannabaceae. The record is from RefSeq and is a predicted model, not a curated record. The transcript has 4 exons. Bases 1 to 897 code for a protein of 298 amino acids.
AUGGAAUCAAGGGCGGCACUCUUAGCUAGCAUGCCAGAUGCUGAGAAGAGUGUCAAAAACUUAGAUAUGGACUCUGAGGAUGUCUUCGAGCAUUACCAGGUUGCUGUUGCCUCUUCUGGCCAAAAGAAGGACGAUAAGAGGGCUCGAGGGGAGAGCAGUAAGACUGCCUCGAAGAAGGGACUGCUGACCAUAACUGCUGGCUGGCACCGUGCUGGGGCGUUAGUGUCUCAGGGCAGGAACUUCGACACCAGGCUUGCUAAAGCUAAGCAAGCACUCGAGGAUAAAAACAACGAGCUCGCUAAACAUAAUGAUGAGUUGCUCGGGGAGAAGGUUGCACUGCCCAAGCAGAAGGAUGAGCUGCUCGAGGACAAGGCUAACCUGACCAAGGAGCUGCUGGAAACCCAGGAUGCCCUGAAGAAAGCCAAUGAAUCCAGGGAAAAGUUCAGGGAAAGCGCCAAGCUCAACUAUCAACAAGCUGUACAGCUCGAGCUUGAUCUGAUUGCCAGCAGGCAGGAGGCGGAGGAACUCAGCAAACGAGUCCAGCAGCUUAAGGAGGCUGGUGCCAAGAACUUGGAGAGGUACAAGGAAGCCACUCACCUUUGUUUCUACGAGUUCUGGAAGCACAACCGGGAGGCUAACUUUAGCUAUCUAUCCGAACGCUUGAGGACAACUUUAAUGGCGCAGUGUGCCAUUCGCCUAGAAGAAGAAGGGAAGGCUGAAGUGCCUGCUUCUCCAGAGAUCUCCCUGACUCUUGCUAUCUCUGCUCAACUUAAUUAUAAGUUAAACAAUGAGGUCCAUUUGAGCAUGUCUUAUACUCAGGAGUCAAAGGAUCUCCAACUUAAUAUUAGUGAUGAGCUCAAGGCCACAAAGGCAAAGAUGGAGGCUGAAGUUGAAUAA